AUGGCGGAGGGUAGAAGCGAUGAGGAGGAAGAUCCAAACGACAUCAUCGUCCAUACGGCUGGAACCAUAACAUCUCCGCCGCCACUUCCCACUCUUCCAUUCGAUGUUUUCCCUGAGUUUCUCGGUAGGCUUCCCAUCAAAUUACUCGUACAACUUCGAUGCCUCUGUAAGUUUUUUUAUUCUCUUAUUGCUGAUCCAACAUUCGCAAAGAAGCACCUUCAAUUAUCAACUAAGCGCCACCACCUCAUGAUAACCUCUUGGAACAACUUGGCUGAGUUAGUUGAGUAUGUUUCUCCAAUCCCCUCGGUUUUAUCUACUUCUAUCGUUGUUACACAUACACAACUUUACCCUCCUAAUACUCUUACAAUUCGAGCUGGUUCAUAUUUGUUGUGGAAUCCUUCCAUUAGAAAGUAUACGUUACUUCCUCCUUUGGAGAAUCACAUAUGGACAUCACUAAGCUUUGGAUAUGAUCAUUUCAUUGAUAAUUAUAAGGUCGUUGUUGUUUCUUCAGAAAAAGAGGUUUUUUUUAAUACUUUGGGGGCUGAUUAUUGGAAAAGAAUAGAGGGCAUCCCACAUUAUUACGACAUAUGUGGAGUGGGAAUAUUUGUGAGUGACACUGUUAAUUGGUUGGCAAUCGAUGAAUCAAGUUCGUAUUUCAUUCUAAUUUCUCUUGAUUUCGAGGAGUCAUAUCAACAACUUUUGCUACCUGAAUCUGAGAAUGAUUCAUGGACCUUGAGUGCGGCGAGGGAUUGCUUGUGUGUCUCUCGAACUAGUGAUACAUUUAUGAAUAUUUGGAUUAUGAAGGAGUAUGGAAAUCAAGAGUCUUGGACUAAAUUGUACAUUGUUCCUAACCUACAAGAUUGGGGUUUCAUAGCCUAUAAAGAUUUAUAUAUUUCUGAGGAUGACAAAUUGCUCAUGCAUUGUUAUGUGAUGGGAAGGGAUUUGCGUUAUGGUGUAGAUGUUAUAUUGUAUGCUUAG
Medicago truncatula (barrel medic) is the source of this 978-nucleotide messenger RNA. RefSeq names its product F-box/kelch-repeat protein At3g23880. The transcript is spliced from 4 exons. Bases 1 to 978 code for a protein of 325 amino acids. The record is from RefSeq and is a predicted model, not a curated record. Gene Ontology annotation, molecular function: protein binding. Lineage: Eukaryota; Viridiplantae; Streptophyta; Magnoliopsida; Fabales; Fabaceae.